AUGUUUGCUUCCAGCCCAGGGUUUGAGGUCAACCGGGCCGAACGGACCAACUCGAGCUCGGAUCGCGACGCAGCAGCAGCAGCAGCAGCAUACCAAGGCGUGGGGGGCGAUGCCGACGAGGAAGAAGUUAGGGAUCUAGCGCGAACCCUUACGGUCAAUUCGUUCGAAGACAAUGCUUCCGGUACGGGACUUUGCAAAUUCCUCACCAACAUGUCCGAGGUUCCCGGUGUUCACCCCAUCAGCAAAGCUGCGACAACCAAGUUGGAUCCCAAUUCAGACGACUUUGAUGCCAAGUUUUGGGUUAAAAACAUGAAGAAGAUGUUUGAUAGUGAUCCUGGAUACUACCGGCCUUUCAAGUUGGGCGUGGCUUAUCGGGAUUUGCGAGCUUACGGUGUCGCCAAUGACACAGACUACCAGCCCACUGUGGCUAAUGCACUAUGGAAACUUGCAACAGAGGCAUUUCGAAUGCUUCGACAGGAAAAGGAGUCUGAAAUGUUCAACAUUUUGAAAGAUAUGGAUGGUAUCAUGAGACCCGGUGAAGUGACUGUUGUCUUGGGAAGACCCGGUAGUGGUUGUUCGACGUUGCUCAAGACCAUUGCCUGUAACACGUAUGGUUUCCACAUUGGCAAAGAAUCCCAAAUAACAUACGAUGGUUUGACGCAAAAAGAUAUUGAAAAGCACUACAGAGGUGAUGUGAUUUACUCGGCUGAAUCCGAUAUCCAUUUCCCACAAUUGUCCGUUGGUGACACCUUGGAGUUUGCCGCAAGACUCAGAACCCCACACAAUCGUGGUACAGGUGUGGCUCGGGAAGAGUACGCAAAGCACAUGGCCAGUGUAUACAUGGCCACUUAUGGAUUAAUGCACACGAGAAACACAAAAGUCGGUGGGGACUUUGUCAGGGGAGUUUCUGGUGGUGAGAGAAAAAGAGUAUCAAUUGCUGAAGUUUCGCUCAGCGGUGCCAACAUCCAAUGUUGGGAUAAUGCCACUAGAGGUUUAGAUGCUGCCACUGCAUUGGAGUUUGUGCGGGCGUUGAAGACCUCGGCCACUGUUUUGGAAAAGACCCCCUUGAUUGCCAUUUACCAAUGUUCGCAAGACGCGUAUGACUUGUUUGAUAACGCGGUGGUCUUGUACGAAGGCUAUCAGAUCUUCUUUGGGAGGGCAGAUAAAGCGAAGGAGUAUUUCAUCAGAAUGGGCUACGAGUGUCCCGAUAGACAGACCACUGCCGAUUUCUUAACUUCAAUCACGAAUCCAAUGGAGAGAGUUGCUCGCCCCGGGUACGAGAACAAAGUUCCCAAAGUUGCUGAGGAGUUUGACAAGUACUGGAAGAGUUCUCCCGAGUAUGCUGAGUUGUGUCAAGAGAUUGAUCGGCACUUUACUGCAUGUGAGCAACUAGAUACCAAAAAGUCCUUUCGCGAUUCUCAUGCUGCUGCGCAAGCCAAGAGCUUGAAGCCAUCUUCUCCUUUUAGGGUUUCAUUCAUGAUGCAGGUCAAGUAUAUUAUCCACCGAAACUUUCUCAGAAUGGAGGGCGACCCUUCCAUCUCACUAUUUAUGAUCUUUGGCCAGCUUGUCAUGGGUCUCAUUUUGUCUUCCGUUCUUUACAACAUGAGCCAGACCACAAAGUCGUUCUAUCAUAGGGGAGCAGCGAUAUUCUUUGGCGUCUUGUUCAAUGCAUUUUCGUCUCUUUUGGAGAUUAUGGCGCUUUUCGAAGCCAGGCCUAUUGUGGAGAAGCAUAGGAAGUACGCCCUUUACCGACCGGCAGCGGAUGCUCUUGCGGGGAUCAUAUCUGACUUACCAGUGAAAUUCUUCAUGUCAAUGUCCUUCAACCUCGUGUUCUACUUCAUGGUCAAUCUCAGGAGAGAUACAGGUAGGUUUUUCUUUUUUUGGCUCAUCUGUGGAUGGAGUACGUUGGUGAUGUCGCACUUGUUCAGAUCCAUUGGUGCUGUCUCGACGUCGCUUGCCGGGGCCAUGACCCCAGCCAUUGUUCUAUUGAUGGCGAUGAUUAUCUAUACUGGGUUUGUUAUCCCGACUCGGAUGAUGCUAGGAUGGGCACGAUGGAUCAAUUACAUCAAUCCCAUUGCUUAUGCUUUUGAAUCACUAAUGUUGAAUGAGUUCCAAGGAAGAUCAUUUGAAUGUGCCGGUUUUGUUCCUAGUGGACCUGGCUACGAGGGUAUUUCCAAUGCAGACAGAGUGUGUACCGCCCAGGGCUCCCGUCCAGGAGAUAUCAUGGUCAAUGGCUCAGACUAUCUCAAGAGUCUUUACAAUUACACCAACGGACACAAGUGGAGAAACUUUGGCAUCGUCAUUGGUUUUACUGUUUUUUUUUUGGUGACUUACAUUUGCCUCACAGAAUUGAACAAAGGAGCAAUGCAAAAGGGCGAGAUUGUCUUGUUCUUGAAAGGGUCAUUGAAGAAGAGAAAAAGAGCUAGAGAGGCCAAGAUCGAUUCCGAGUUUGGAGGAAUGCCAAAUGAAAAAGUUGGUUACGAAGCCGAGGCUGAAGCUGAGAGGUUCGAGGAGGGAAAAGAGUCUACCUCCAAUGAUGACUCGGAAAUCCCAAGCAACAGAGAAAUCUUCUUUUGGAAGGACUUGACCUACCAGGUCAAGAUCAAGAGCGAGCACAGAGUCAUUUUGGACCACGUCGACGGCUGGGUCAAACCGGGGCAAAUCACUGCGUUGAUGGGUGCUUCUGGUGCCGGUAAGACCACCUUGUUGAACUGUUUGUCUGAGCGUGUCACCAGUGGUGAGAUCACCGAUGGUGUGCGAAUGGUCAACGGUCACGAGUUGGAUUCGUCUUUCCAGAGAUCCAUUGGGUAUGUCCAGCAGCAGGAUUUGCACUUGGCCGAGUCCACCGUUCGAGAAGCAUUGCAGUUUUCCGCGUACUUGAGACAGUCCAACAGUGUGUCCAAAAAGGAAAAAGACGAAUAUGUUGACUACAUUAUUGACUUGUUGGAAAUGACCGACUAUGCCGAUGCAUUGGUUGGUGUUGCCGGUGAAGGUUUGAAUGUCGAGCAGAGAAAGAGGUUGACCAUUGGUGUUGAGUUAGUCGCCAAGCCCAAGUUGUUGUUGUUUCUCGAUGAGCCCACUUCGGGUUUGGAUUCGCAGACUGCGUGGUCGAUUUGUAAAAUGAUGAGAAAAUUGGCAGACCACGGACAGGCCAUCUUGUGUACCAUCCACCAGCCUUCAGCUGUCUUGAUGCAGGAAUUCGACAGGCUUUUGUUUAUGCGAAAAGGUGGUCAAACGGUCUACUUUGGUGACUUGGGUAAAGGAUGUUCUACAAUGAUCAAGUACUUUGAAAGUCAAGGUGCGGACUUAUGUCCUGCAGAUGCCAACCCUGCCGAAUGGAUGUUGCAUGUCGUUGGUGCCGCUCCAGGUUCCCGUGCAAAAGCAGACUAUUAUCAGGCGUGGAAAAACUCGAACGAGUACCAGGCAAUGCAGAACGAAUUGAGUAGAAUGGAAACCGAGCUUUCGAAAUUACCUAGAGACACUGACCCUGAAGCAAACAAAACGUACGCUGCGCCGUUGUGGAAGCAGUACUUGAUUGUGACCGAGAGAGUGCUUGUCCAAGACUGGAGAUCGCCAGGAUACAUCUACUCCAAAUUGUUCCUAACUGCUGGUGCCUACAUUUUCAACGGAUUCUCCUUCUUUAAAGCACAUAACUCAGUCCAAGGUUUGCAGAACCAAAUGUACUCGAUAUUCAUGUCGUAUCUCCCGCUCACCACCUUGAUUGACCAGAUGCUUCCUUCCUAUAUUAAACACAGGGAUGUAUAUGAAACUAGAGAAGCGCCCUCGAGAACUUUUAGUUGGGUUGCGUUUAUUCUAGCUCAAAUCACUUCGGAGAUACCGUUCCAGAUCUUCAUGGGCACAGUUGCGUAUUUUUGUUGGUACUACCCUGUGGGUCUUUACAGAAACGCCGAGCCCACGGACCAAGUUGACUCUAGAGGAGUUCUAAUGUGGUUGUUGAUGACGGCAUUGUUUGUUUUCAUUUCCACUUUUGGCCAGUUGUGCGUAUCGUUUCAAGAGGAAGAGAUUAAUGCAGCAAAUCUUGCUACACUUUUAUUUACCCUCUGCCUCACCUUCUGCGGCGUCUUGGCCACAAGAGCAGCCAUGCCCGGGUUCUGGGUGUUUAUGUAUUACGUGAAUCCUUUCACGUAUUUGGUGCAAGGCAUGCUCGCUACAGGGUUGGCGAAUGCUGCCGUUGUUUGUGAACGGGAGGAAUUAGUCACGGUUGUUCCACCAGAGGGACAGUCGUGCAGCUCAUACUUGGAAAUUUUUAUUCAAAACAAUGGUGGGUACUCAACCGUUGUCAAUGGUGAAUGCAGGUACUGUCAGCUUUCAUCGACAAAUGGCUUUUUACGUGGUAUCGAUGCCGAGUUUAGCCAACGAUGGAGAAACUGGGGUAUUGUCGUUGCAUUCAUAGGCGGUAAUAUCAUCUUGACUGGUGCGCUUUACUGGUUAUUCCGUGUUCCAAAGGGUACCAGACAAAAGAACAAGUGUGUGUUGCGUUGA
Messenger RNA from Lodderomyces beijingensis, 4503 nucleotides. The record is from the annotation of a GenBank genome assembly. Lineage: Eukaryota; Fungi; Ascomycota; Pichiomycetes; Serinales; Debaryomycetaceae.